AUGACUCUCGCUGUAGCUCUCUUCUUCCUCCUGCUCCACCGCCAUGUCUCCGCCUCCAACGACGAGGUCAAAUCACUCCUUGAGUUCAGGAAGGGCAUCAAAUCCGACCCCUCCGGCCGGGUCUUUUCCUCCUGGGUACCCCCCUCCAACGCCUCCGCCUGCCCCAGCGGCUUCUACGGCGUCUCCUGCGACGAAGCCACCUCCGCCGUGGUCGCCGUCGCCCUCGACGGACUCUCCCUUUCUGGGGACCUGAAAUUCAGCACCCUCAUCCCGUUAAAGUUCCUCCAGAACCUGACCCUCGCUGGGAACUGGCUCACCGGGCGCCUCGUCCCGACUCUCGGGGUAAUGUCGUCUCUCCAGGUGAUUGAUCUAUCUGGUAAUCAGUUCUAUGGGCCGAUUCCGUCCAGGUUGAAUGACCUUUGGGCCCUGCAUUAUCUCAAUCUGUCGAACAAUAAUUUCUCUGGAUGGUUUCCUGCUGGAAUUCGCAACCUCCAGCAGUUGAAAGUUUUGGAUUUGCACUCGAACCAGCUUCAGGGGGUUAUGGGGGAAUUGAUUCCGGAGCUGAGGAAUCUGGAAUAUGUGGAUUUGAGCAGAAAUGGUUUUUCCGGUUCAAUGGAACUCAGUGUGGACAAUGUCUCUAGUUUGGCCAACACAGUGAAGUAUGUGAACUUGAGCUGGAACAAUUUGGGGGGUCGUCUAUGGGGGGAUGACGCCAUGAGAUUGUUUCGGAACUUGCAGGUAUUGGAUUUGGGUGAUAAUAUGAUUGGUGGUGAACUUCCAGAGUUUGGGGAGCUGCCGAAUCUUCGUACGCUCAGGCUGCAGAAUAAUCAGCUUUCUGGGUCUGUACCUGGGGAGUUACUGCAGGGAGCUGUCCCAUUGGUUGAGUUGGACCUCAGUGUUAAUGAAUUUUCUGGUCCCAUCCCAGUGAUCAACUCAACAACUUUGGUUACUCUCAACCUCUCAUCAAACUCAAUCUCCGGUCCCUUGCCGCCAUCAUUAGGAAAUUGUCUGAAUGUCGAUCUUAGCAGAAAUCUUCUAUCAGGCGACAUAUCUGUUUUAAAUAACUGGAACUACAAUCUGGAAGCUUUAGACUUGAGCUCCAAUGGCUUGAGAGGUAUCCUUCCCAAUUUGACACAAUUCGAAAAAUUGACUUUGCUCAGAGCUAGAAACAAUUCGUUGGAGGGGCCAUUGCCUUUUACAUUGGGCUCCAAACUCGUCACAGUCGAUCUGAGCUCCAACAGAUUCGAUGGCCCAAUCCCGCAUAGCUUCUUUACUUUGCUCACCAUCACAAAUCUUAACCUGUCCGGCAAUCAUUUAACUGGACCCAUUCCUAUCCAAAACUCUCAUGCGAGUGAGCUAUUGGUUCUUCCUACAAUUCCACCGAUGGAGUCUCUAGACCUUUCAAAUAAUGCCUUAACCGGUGAAUUACCAUCGGAUAUAGGUAACUGGGGGAUGCUUAAGUUGUUUAAUCUCUCAAGGAAUAAUCUGUCCGGACAGAUCCCUAGCGAAUUAAGCAAACUUACUGUUCUGGAGUAUCUCGAUUUAUCCCAUAACUAUUUCAACGGUCACAUUCCUGGUAGACUGCCGUCAAGUCUUAAGUUCUUCAGCGUGGCUUACAAUAAUUUGUCCGGAAAAAUCCCCGAAAAUUUGGCUGGCUUUCCCGAUUCUUCAUUUACGCCUGGAAAUGAUGGGCUCGACCAGCAUCAUCAUGGUUCCCCUUCGGAUAACCAUGUUCAGAAUCAGCUAGACAACAGAACCCACCACCACUCUAAAACUAGCAUCACUAUAGCUAUAAUUGUAGCAUGUACUGGAGCUGCCGUGAUGAUAGCUGUUGUUCUUUUUGCCUACCGUCGGGCCCGCCUUCACGAUUUUCGUGGCUUCCGUGGACCCUCUGGUGGUCAAGAAGUCAAGGUGGGAAGACUUGGCCGUCCUUCACUUUUCAAUUUCCACACGGGAGGUGCAGGCCCUCCCCCAACCUCAUUGAGCUUUUCCAAUGACCAUCUGUUGACUUCUGGUCAAAAGGGGUCCGGAGAAUCAUCUGGUGGUGCGGGACCCGCUGCUACUGGUCAACCGGAUAACAGUCACCCGACAACAUCCGGAAGGAAGUCAUCCUCUCCGGACUCUCCAAUGGCUUCGUCCCCUCGAUUUAUAGACGCAAUAGGACAAUCUGUGACGUUAAAUGUAUAUUCGCCUGAUCGAUUGGCUGGGGAUUUGCUUUUCUUGGAUAAUUCACUUGUAUUUACAGCAGAAGAGUUGUCCAGGGCCCCGGCAGAGGUUUUGGGUAGGAGCAGCCAUGGGACGCUGUACAAAGCUACACUUGAUAAUGGGCAUAUGCUGGCCGUCAAGUGGUUGAGGGUCGGGUUAGUCAAGAACAAGAAAGACUUUGCAAAGGAAGUGAAGAAGAUUGGUUCUAUUAGGCAUCCGAAUAUAGUGCCUUUACGUGCUUAUUAUUGGGGGCCAAGAGAACAAGAGAGGCUUAUCUUAGCUGACUAUGUGUCGGGCGACAACUUGGCCUUGCAUCUUUACGAGUCGACACCUCGGAGGUACUCCCCAUUAUCGUUCAACCAAAGGCUGAUCGUUGCCAUUGAGGUUGCUCGUUGCCUUCUCUUCCUUCACGACCGGGGCCUCCCCCAUGGGAACCUAAAGCCUACAAACGUGAUCCUUGCUGGCCCUGAGUAUACUGUCCAGCUCACCGACUAUGGGCUCCACCGCCUGAUGACGCCAGCUGGCAUCGCGGAGCAAAUCCUGAAUCUGGGGGCCCUUGGCUACCGGGCCCCCGAGCUUGCUGUGGCCUCUAGGCCCAGCCCAUCUUUCAAGGCUGAUGUGUACGCGUUUGGUGUGAUUCUGAUGGAACUGCUGACGAGAAAAAGCGCAGGCGACAUCAUCUCGGGGCAGUCGGGGGCCGUCGAUCUGACUGAUUGGGUGAGAUUGUGCGAUCAUGAGGGACGAGGGAUGGAUUGCAUAGACAGGGAGAUUGCGUGUGGGGAAGAGCACACGAAAGCCAUGGAUGAAAUGCUUGCGGUUUCAUUGAGGUGCAUUCUGCCUGCAAAUGAGCGGCCGAACAUCAGGCAGGUCCUGGACGAUUUGUGUUCGAUAUCAUCGUCGUCUGUGUGA
This is a messenger RNA of Striga hermonthica, 3114 nucleotides long. The record is from the annotation of a GenBank genome assembly. Lineage: Eukaryota; Viridiplantae; Streptophyta; Magnoliopsida; Lamiales; Orobanchaceae.